Anopheles funestus (African malaria mosquito) is the source of this 947-nucleotide messenger RNA. RefSeq names its product succinate dehydrogenase [ubiquinone] cytochrome b small subunit, mitochondrial (gene SdhD). Lineage: Eukaryota; Metazoa; Arthropoda; Insecta; Diptera; Culicidae. The transcript is spliced from 3 exons. The coding region runs from base 160 to 678 and encodes 172 amino acids. The record is from RefSeq and is a predicted model, not a curated record. Gene Ontology annotation, molecular function: heme binding; ubiquinone binding. Gene Ontology annotation, biological process: mitochondrial electron transport, succinate to ubiquinone; tricarboxylic acid cycle. Gene Ontology annotation, cellular component: mitochondrial envelope; membrane.
AAACGUCAGUUUUCUUGUGUCACUGAGCGAGCUAGAAUCGAAACGAAAAUAUUAACCCGGAACGAACCGAAAUCCGCAUUUGUUUUUCUGCAAUUCUGCCUCCCUGUGUGGUGUUUUGCGUAAAAUUCACCUCAACACCCGACCCAGCUCAGCUGCACAAUGGCCAACUGUAUUCUGCGCGGUUCACUGUCCAAGCCAGCAAUGGCUUUCGCGCGUACACUCGUAGCCAGUCAGACCCUGCCAAAGGCCCCCUUUUUCACGGCUAGCCUGCUGACGCCGGUUCGAAAACCGCAGAUGUUCUCCGGCUCUGUGCGCAACUUUGCCGUUUCGCCCGUACGAUGUUCAAGCGGAGGCAGUCAUGUUACGCUGUGGAAUGCUGAACGUGCCCUGUCCCUUGCCCUGCUGGGUGUUAUUCCGGUUGGGUUGAUGUUUCCUUCGCAGGUCGGCGACACCCUGAUCGCCGUUAGCAUCGUUAUGCAUCAGCAUUGGGGUUUGGAAGCUAUCGUGACCGACUACGUGCGUCCGAUUCUGUUUGGAGCGACCGUACCAAAGCUUGCGCACGGUCUGCUGCUUGUCGUGUCAGCUGCCACGCUCGGUGGACUGUUCUACUUCAAUUACAACGAUAUAGGCAUUGCGGGUGUCGUCCGUAAAAUUUGGUCCACCAAAGCAAAGGAAUAGUGUCGCUUCAAGCUGCACGGGACAAUGACUGGUGGAACAUUUAAUUAUUAUUAUUAUGGGUGCUCCUGCAAAGGAUACAUAGAGAAUAGAAAUGGCGUUUCGAAUGCUUAGUUAUAGCCUGCUACGAAAUUUGUGCACACGCUGCGUGCUGAAGGAGUAAAGAGAAUUCGUAAAAUCAAAUACAAAACCAAAUUUAUUGUAAAUUUCCUGUCUCGACCCUGAGCUCACCGCGAUACGUUCGAUAUUGAAAUAAAUCGACGUUAAACGGA